This is a messenger RNA of Cottoperca gobio, 3142 nucleotides long. It is a transcript of the gene loxl3b, whose product is annotated as lysyl oxidase-like 3b. Gene Ontology annotation, cellular component: membrane. The record is from RefSeq and is a predicted model, not a curated record. Gene Ontology annotation, biological process: peptidyl-lysine oxidation; collagen fibril organization. The coding region runs from base 282 to 2873 and encodes 863 amino acids. The transcript has 17 exons. Gene Ontology annotation, molecular function: copper ion binding; protein-lysine 6-oxidase activity. Lineage: Eukaryota; Metazoa; Chordata; Actinopteri; Perciformes; Bovichtidae.
CCCCCUCCAGCCUCUUCCUCCUCUUCCUCCUCUUCCUCCUCAGUGCGCACAGCUGGCGACCUACAGACUGCAACGCUGGAAGGAGUACCUCUACCCCGCAAACUGGACCCGUGUUUGAUGGAGGACAUCGUUUAGAACAAGUACUUGGAUAUUUAUUCACGUUUUGUCUUUGAGGGGGUUCAGUUUGUGAACUUCUGGCUCACCAAAUUUGAAGACCCAGCCCCCCCUUUCUUGUCCACUGGAACCGUUCUAACCUCCUCAUACUGGAAACAUAAGCUGAAAUGAUGGAGAAGUCAAGACGCAGGGAAAAGUUAGCGUUCAGCCUUCUGUUUGGGUUGUGGUUACCUUGCUGUUUGGCCCAGACCACGCCAUCGAACGCAGCCACACGGACUCCAACGCGGAUUCCAACGCGGAUUCCCACACCGUCCCCGUCCCCGUCCCCGUCCCCACAGCCCCAGACCGAACGCCUCAUGGUCAGACUGACCGGAUACCCCCGAAAACACAACGAGGGUCGGGUAGAGCUUUUCCACAAGGGGGAGUGGGGAACCAUCUGUGACGACGACUUCUCGAUAGCAAACGCUAACGUGCUCUGUCGCCAACUGGGUUUCGUCUCAGCUACAGGAUGGACCCACAGCGCCAAAUACGGCAAGGGCCAAGGGAAAAUCUGGCUGGACAACGUGCAGUGUAACGGAGGUGAGAAGAGCGUUGAAUCCUGCAAGUCUCGCGGCUGGGGCAACAGUGACUGCACUCACGACGAGGACGCCGGAGUUGUGUGCAAAGACGAGAGGAUUCCCGGCUUUGUGGACUCAAAUGUUAUUGACGCUCAGGUCGAUGACAACAAGAUAGAGGAGGUGCGGCUCCGGCCCGUGGUCGCCACGGCCAGAAAGAAGCUGCCCAUCAUGGAGGGCGUGCUGGAGGUGAAAUACAAAGACGGCUGGGCGCAGAUCUGCGACCUGGGGUGGACGAUCAAAAACACACAUGUGGUCUGCGGCAUGCUGGGAUUCCCACAUGAGAGGAAAGUCAACAAGAACUUCUACAAACGUCUGAAAAAGCGAGCAGCUGAGAAGGUCUCCAGGCCAAAGGUUAAUGUUUCAGCCGGUGGAAGGCAGACAUCCAAAGCUAAAGCUAACUCUAAGUCUAAACAGAGUCCUGCCAAAAGGUUGUAUUUGGAGCGUCAGAAGAACCACUUCCACGUUCACUCUGUGGCGUGCACGGGCACAGAGAUCCACCUGGCAGCCUGCCCUCUGGAGUUCAGCAAGCGCAACGCGACGUCGACCUGCGAGGGCGGCAUGGCGGCCGUCGUCAGCUGCAUGCCGGGGCCGCUGUUCAUCCAGAGCAGUGGUUUGAAGAAGAAACCUAAGAUUUCGAACAACGUGAGGCUGAAGGGAGGCGCCAGGGUGGGCGAGGGUCGGGUGGAGGUGCUGAAAGACAACGAGUGGGGGACCGUGUGCGACGACCGCUGGAACCUGCAGUCGGCCAGCGUCGUCUGCAGGGAGCUCGGCUUCGGCACCGCCAAGGAGGCGCUCACCGGAGCCCGCAUGGGACAAGGAAUCGGUCCGAUCUACAUGAACGAGGUGAAGUGUCUCGGCCAGGAGAAGUCCAUCUGGAACUGCCCCUUUAAGAACAUCACAUCCGACGACUGUCAACACAUGGAGGACGCUGCCGUCCGCUGCAACCUGCCCUACAUGGGACUGGAGAACUCGAUCCGACUCACGGGAGGGCGGACCCGUUACGAGGGCCGCGUGGAGCUGCUGAGCUCAGACUCUAACGGGACGCAGAGCUGGGGUCUGAUCUGUGGAGAGACCUGGAACACCAGGGAGGCCACGGUGGCCUGCAGGCAGCUGGGUUUGGGCUACGCUAACCAGGGCCUGCAAAUCCGGAUAGUGGGCGGCCGGGUGCCUUAUGAGGGCCGGGUGGAGGUUCAGGUUGGCUCCAAGUGGGGCACAGUGUGCAGCACAGGCUGGACCACAAAGGAAGCCAUGGUGGUGUGCAGGCAGCUGGGGCUCGGCUACUCCAUGCAUGCCAUCACUGAAACGUGGUACUGGGACACCAGUAAUGUGACGGACAUGGUAAUGAGCGGCGUGAAGUGCACGGGGAACGAGAUGUCUCUGAGUCACUGCCAGCAUCACAAAACCGUCAGCUGCCAGAAAGCGGCGGCAAAGUUUGCGGCGGGAGUCAUCUGCUCCGACACGGCCUCCGACCUGGUCCUGGACGCCCUUCAGGUGCAGCAGACGGUUUACAUCGAGGACCGUCCUCUGCACAUGCUCUACUGCGCUGCCGAGGAGGACUGCCUGUCCAAGUCUGCAGCUCAGGCCAACUGGCCCUACGGACACCGACGCCUGCUGCGCUUCUCCUCGCAGAUCCACAACAUCGGCCGCGCCGACUUCAAGCCGAAGGCCGGGCGGCACUCGUGGGUCUGGCACGCCUGCCAUGGACAUUAUCACUCCAUGGAUAUCUUCACGCACUACGAUCUGAUGAACGCCAACGGGACCAAAGUGGCCGAAGGACACAAGGCCAGUUUCUGCCUGGAGGACACAGACUGUCACGAGGGUGUUUCUAAGCGGUACGAAUGCGCCAACUUUGGCAAUCAGGGCAUCACUGUGGGCUGCUGGGAUCUGUACCGUCACGACAUCGACUGCCAGUGGAUCGACAUCACAGACGUCAAACCUGGAAACUACAUCCUGCAGAUUGUGAUUAAUCCAAAUCACGAAGUGGCUGAAAGCGACUUCACCAACAACUGCAUGAAAUGCAACUGCAAAUAUGACGGACAUCGAAUCUGGCUCCAUAACUGCCACAUCGGUGAUGCGUUCAGCGAGGAGGCAGAGAGGAGGUUUGAGAAAUACCCCGGGCAGCUAAACAACCAGAUUCCUUAAUCGACAAUAAUUUCACAACAAACUCGAGUCGGUGAAUAAAAACAUCGAGACGCAUACUUUAUAUUUUCAGGUUCCAAACUGGAUUCCUCCUCGUAUUAUUUGGAGUCAUGGAAGAAGCCAACAGUGUUUUAUAUUAUACUUCAGUGUAAUGUGAGCUCAUGAGUUACGAAUGAUCCGAGUCAUGAAUGAGGUUUUAAUUGUAUGGAGAUAAAUGUGUCUAAAUAUUAUUUGUGUGACAAUCCGUAAAUAUAAAAGCCCUUCCACAAAGA